CCGGAAAUUCCUGUCGGAUUUUCGUUAUGGUUUUUACAGUGGGAUUUCCAAAAUGAAAACACCUAUUUACGUCAGUACUGCGUAGUGACUGAGGAUGUCCUAAUCUCUGCCUCCUUCGAUCCUAGGGUGUUCCUUUUAAAAACUUGGCUACUAAAGUAUUCACUGAUUAAAAAAAAUAAUACAUAAUUCACAAGAUGUUAAAAAGGCAAUUGAACGUGCGCUUGCAGAAGGAGCUGGCAGCCAUACAGCGGAAACCGCCGUGUGGAGGCGAGGUCAAGGUCACUCUGCCUGGAGACAGCCUCAACGAAUGGCAGCUUCUCAUCAAUGGUCCGCUGCAGUCGCUAUAUAAAGGUGGAAAGUUUAAAGUCAGUGUCUUCAUCCCCGAGGACUAUCCUUACAGCCCACCGAAGGUCCUUUUCCUGACGCCGAUCUACCAUCUGAAUGUCAGUGAGGGUGGACAGAUGUGCAUCCGUUUUCUCGCGGAGGAGUCGUGGAAAGCUACAAACUCCAUGGAGCAGCUCAUCAGCGCCAUCUUUGCCUUGCUGAUAACACCACAGGUCGAGUCGUCCGUGGACCACGACCGCUUGAACAAGUACCAGAACUUUCGAAGGACAUAUGAUGACCUCGCGAAAGGAAGUGCAGAGAAAGCGAAAUGAUUGAUAAUAUUUGUGAUUAUAUUGUAAAAGUCUAUCUCCAUAUGAGCGUUUCACGCCACGUUUUGCAAUUUGACGCACGACUUUCACAGGCAUUCGUUUUGAGCCGACAGUUCGACUGUGGAUGAGACGUGCAAUGUCGGAGCACGAAUCGUAAAUCACGGUGCAAUCGAUGCUAUUUUUUUCUAAGGCCUUCCUCCGAAUUCAAUUUGGGGAGCCUUAACCAAAAGUACUUUAUCGUCAUGUUGUACAAACGUAGUAGAAAGGAAUUACAUACAUUUAUGUACAUUAUACUGUACAUAGUUCGUACAGACUUCAUCGUACGUAGCCUUUCGUAAGGCUUGCGAAACCUGCUUACUGAUGAUAAUUCCGAAUCUUCCUGUACUCAGAAUAUAAUAAUCUUCAUAUUAUAUUGAGUGCAAAGAUUUAAACAAAACUAUCGAAAUGAUACAUUGCCAUGCUCGGGCUUAAUUGUUUGUACUCGCACGUCUGUCGAGAAGGGUUUUAGAACCUCAUUACAAUAUCAUUUCUUUAUUGGCCUACUAACCUCUGCUAAACUUGUUAAACGAUUGAGGCAUGUGUUUUUGAUAAAAAUCCAGCCACAACCAGCCAACAGUACUGAGCGAUAGCCAAGCCCUAUUGUCAAAAUCGUGUGCCUCCUGCCUGAUGAGAUGCUGUAGUAUUACCUUCAUAUUUCGUAGUCUUUGCCGGGUAUUAAUUCUCGGUAAAAACAAUAAAUAAUGUAUCAAAUGUAUUAAAUUCGUUUUAAUAAUACCGUUUAAAAACAAAGAAAAAUAGGAUGUAUGAACGUAAAAGGACACCAAAUUUACCUGAGUGAAAAGACGGAAUCACAAAAGACGGAACAAAAGGCCCAUACAAAAUGUAUAUUUGUACUGUUUCAGAUGCCCACUCCAAUUAAAUGUACAGAAUUUGCAAAUUGUUAGUGUCAUACAUCAAGUGCCUGGCAUUAAUAAUUUUAAUUUCAUUGCUGAGAUUUUUCAUUACUGAGAACUUUAAAUUACUGAGAACUUAGCAUUGCUGAAUUUUUACUAAUUAUUUGGAGACUAUCAAGAACGAUAUUGUGAACACAAUGUACAGAAGUUUUGUUUUGGAGGGGUUGAGAGUUAGUUAUAGCAUGGUGCUUAAGAGAUUCUUUAGGAUGAAAAUUGGUGACCCUCGUCAAGCCGAUACAAAUGAAUUUCUAAAACUUGGCCUCGUUGUUACACUUGGUAAUUCAACAGCAGAUUACCUAUACCAAAAUGGUAUCCUUCCACAGAAUAUCAUGAAAUAAAUAUCUUUCAUAAAUAAAUCUCGUGACCAUCUGACACUUCCAUGUGCUUUUCUAAAUUUAGCAUGCCGCCAUGACACCUCAUUGAGACACUUUUGAUCAUACACAUCGUUUCACAAUUUCAAUAUUUUUCUUAUGCUCAGUAUGAUCAUCAAGUUUUUUUGCAUAUCCUCAAGAUUAAAAGGGGUCACAAUAUACUAAACAUUUAAAUUGAGUAACACCUUUAAAUGGAGUAAAUGAGGUUUAGAAUGAACAAGACUGUCUUGGAUAAAUACCAUACGGAAAUGUGGAUAAUAUCCAGGUAUAUAUACUCUAGUUUCGUCUUUCUAAGGUACCUUCCAUAUAUUCAUGCCGGUAUUUAGGCCUCAGCCCCAAGUUACCAUUACAAUGGAUCAUUCAGUUCUUUUCAACAUCACUGACCAAUGUGAAUGGCCGAACUGCAUGCCGUUUGCACCGGCCGCGACGAGACGGUCAAUGCACAUGUCCCAGGAAAUGUCAGUUUCAUUCAAGGGUUUAUUCCAAAAUCGGCAAAUGGGUUGAUUCAUACAGAGUGUGCCAGAAAAACAAUCUUGAACAUUUUAAUGUCUCGUUUAGAAAGCCCCAUUUCAGCAUCCAGACCUACAACUUGCUGUGGAUAUCGGAUUAACCUACCUCUUAUUGAGUCCCAAAUUAAUUAGUGAAAUUAAUUCACUACAGAGAAAAUUGAAUUUCAUAAAAUUUUUAAUUUAGUAGGCCCUGUGCCUUGCUUUUGCUAGACGCGAUGUAAACGGUUAUUUCAUGGCUUUAUGGCACACGUUGUCACUUUCUUCUAUUAACAACAUGUCUAGACAUCCUAGGCCUAUAAAGGCCUAACGCCGAUGAUCACUCGCCCCCAGACAAACAGUCAAUAUGGAACAAGAAGAACCCUUGAGAAAACGGCGAAGGAGCUAUUCGGUAUCCGAGAAAAUAGCGUACUUGCGGGACCUUGAGACAGGGCUAUUGAAUGGAACAGUCGAAAGCAUGAACGAGUUCGGCGAACAUUACAAGAUCCCAGUUUUAACGUUGAGAAAGUGGAACCUUGAAGACCUGGAAGAGAAAGAGCGCGAAGGUCGCGGCAAGGACAGGACAGUCAAACAGCGACUGCACACUCUAAGAACUAUUUUAUCAUUAAUAGUAAAAUUGUUACUAUUUAAUGGAUUAAUAUUGCACCCACAUAGAAGUAGUAAUUUUUACUACUUCAAAGUAGUUAAGAUGUUUAACCAAAUAAAUGGUAACUUUUUCUACAAUUAAAUAGUAAUUAUUUUACUGUUUUUGAUAGUUAUUUUUGAUAGUUAACUAUUCCUGGUGGUUUUGG
Lineus longissimus is the source of this 3274-nucleotide messenger RNA. RefSeq names its product ubiquitin-conjugating enzyme E2 D4-like. The transcript has 4 exons. The record is from RefSeq and is a predicted model, not a curated record. The coding region runs from base 195 to 656 and encodes 153 amino acids. NCBI's taxonomy places the organism in Eukaryota, Metazoa, Nemertea, Pilidiophora, Heteronemertea, Lineidae.